AGCUGCUGAGAGAACUACACACAGGAGGCGGGGUCCAGAACGAGGGUGGACGCGGCCGACUGUGGCGAAGAAGGCUUUAGUGGCAGCAUGAAGCGCGCCCAGACUGCGGAGGAACGAGAGCGUGAAGCUAAGAAACUGAGGCUCCUUGAGGAGCUUGAAGACACCUGGCUUCCUUACCUGACCCCCAAAGAUGAUGAGUUCUAUCAGCAGUGGCAGCUGAAAUAUCCUAAACUGGUUCUCCGGGAAGCCGGCAGUAUAUCUGAAGAGCUGCAUAAAGAAGUCCCCGAGGCCUUCCUCACCCUGCAUAAACAUGGCUGCUUGUUUCGGGACCUGGUUAGGAUUCAAGGCAAAGAUGUGCUCACCCCAGUGUCUCGCAUCCUCAUCGGGGACCCAGGCUGUACCUACAAGUACCUGAAUACCAGACUCUUCACAGUGCCCUGGCCAGUGAAGGGCUGCACCAUCAACUACACCGAGGCUGAGAUCGCGGCUGCCUGUCAGACCUUCCUCAAGCUCAAUGACUACCUGCAGGGUGAGACCAUCCAGGCCUUGGAAGAACUGGCUGUCAAAGAGAAGGCUAAUGAAGACGCUGUGCCAUUGUGCAUGGCAGAGUUCCCCAGGGUUGGCAUGGGGUCAUCCUGUGAUGAUGAAGUGGACAUUAAGAGCAGAGCAGCCUACAACGUGACUUUGCUAAACUUCAUGGAUCCUCAGAAAAUGCCCUACCUGAAAGAGGAGCCCUAUUUCGGCAUGGGGAAAAUGGCGGUGAGCUGGCAUCAUGAUGAGAAUCUGGUGGACAGAUCAGCUGUGGCGGUGUACAGCUAUAGCUGUGAAGGCUCUGAGGACGAAAGCGAGGACGAGUCCAGCUUUGAGGGCAGAGAUCCCGACACUUGGCAUGUUGGUUUCAAGAUCUCAUGGGAUAUCGAGACGCCAGGCUUGGCAAUACCUCUUCACCAGGGAGACUGCUAUUUCAUGCUAGACGACCUCAAUGCCACCCACCAGCACUGUGUUUUGGCUGGUUCACAGCCUCGAUUUAGUUCCACCCACCGAGUGGCAGAGUGCUCGACAGGCACCUUGGAUUAUAUUUUACAAUGCUGCCAGGUGGCGCUGCAGAAUAUCCUCAACGACUCAGACAAUGGUGACGUCACUCUGAAGUCCUUGGAACCUGCAGUUUUGAAAAAAGGAGAAGACAUCCACAAUGAGGUCGAGUUUGAGUGGCUGAGGCAGUUCUGGUUUCAAGGAAAUCGAAACAAAAUUUGCAGUGACUGGUGGUGUGAACCCAUGACUCAGCUGGAGGAGCUGUGGAAGAAGAUGGAGAGUGUGACAAAUGCUGUGCUUCGUGAAGUUAAAAGAGAGGGGCUCCCUGUGGAACAAAGGAAUGAAAUUCUGGCUGCCAUCCUGGCCCCGCUCACCGUGCGCCAGAACCUGAGGAAAGAAUGGCACACCAGGUGCCAGUCCAGAAUCAUCCGGUCUUUACCAGCUCAUCAGAAGCCAGACUGCCGGCCCUACUGGGAGAAGGAUGACCCUUCCAUGCCUCUGCCCUUCGACCUCACAGAAGUGGUUUCCGAGCUCAGAAGCCAGCUUCUGGAAUCACGGCCCUAGAGGAAGCACAAGUCUUUGGUGGAGAAGGAAAAGAUAGCGUUGGCUUUCCUUCCCAAACCUAGGACAAGGGUAGUGUAAACACCUCUCACCCCAUAGGUGAUAGGACCUGGGUUCCAAUUCAAGACAGCCAGAAAAUAAAGCUCACAAAUUCUAAAAUGUUGAAAAAUCACUCAGUAUUUUAGUCUGAUUUGGUGUUAAACUAGAACACACACACACACCCAAAAAGUAUUCCCCGACCUUUUUUGCCCCUUUGGGAACCCUUUUGUCGUGAGCUAAGCCUGUGACAAGCCUCACCUUCUUUCCUCUCUAGCUAGCCACCUCAGAGACUGGGAAUAGACCCAGGCAUUGGACCAUAGAACUGGACAGAUCUAUCCGAGCUUCUCACCUUAGCUCUGGAGGUUGGACCAUCCAAGAUGGCAGUUACUAGCUCACUGUGGCUGCAGACCAACUAAAUUCAGCUUGAUUAUAGUUGGAAAAAUCCCUUCUUCGGUUGCCCUGGCCACGUGUCAGGUGACUGGCAGGAGGGUAUCGGUGACUGUGGUUUUAGGCAACAUUUGGAUGUUUCCAUGUUUCAAGUUUAAACCCUCUUAUGGUUUUCUGUAGCAGCUAUUACUGCCAUAACCAUAGAGGGAAGAAAGGGAAAGCAACUGCUGAACAGUAACCCUCCCUCCUCAGAGACGAAGCUCAGUGAGGGCCUGACUGUGAGCCCUGUACACUGCACACGGGAAGAGGAAGGAACAGCAAAGGAAAUAGCCACAUCCUGGCUUCACGGGGCUUCCCUGAUCCAGUGGCAGGCCCGCCCCCUAAAACUCCCCCAUUUGCGGGUACUGAAGCACGGGAACUUGAAGGACCCAACUCCCCAUCCCAGUGAUGCCAGAACAUUUUAGGCUAAGGGGAGAUGUUAAGCCUGAAUUCUAAUUUCAAAGUGCCAGGAUUACGUUUUCCCACUCACUGUGUGACCUUCUCAUGUCCUUGUAUCUUAGUUUCCUCGUCUGUAUGGUGGGAGGGUUAAAAGUAUUAACUGCUAACAUGAAGAUUAAGUGACAUGACCGAGCUACAGACCUGAAGCGAUUUCUAGCAUACCUAGCUCAACGCCCGAUACGUAUUAGCGUUGUUAUGUGAGCUGCCCUGGAUUUGGCAGUCUUCCUCCCCCGCUGCAGUCCUUUACUGUCUGUGUCUCAAGGCCCAUAUCUUUUUCUGCUGUCCUGAGGCCUUUUGGUGGCUACAGAAAUGUUGACAAUAGUUAGCCCCUUCCCUCAGCCUAUGAUUUUCUUGUAUUGGUCGGGACUUUCUGCAUGUCGAGUGUGUACAAACACAAUAGUGUUUUUGCUGCAGUCAGGAUCCGGUCUGAGAUGCCUUCCCGGGCCAGAAUUAGCCCUCGGAGCUGCAUUUCCCAAAGAAGCUAGGAUUUCGUGGUGCAGGGACCCAAGUCUCUUAGGCCUUGAUUUAUCCCCUUUUAUUACUGAGCUGCAACUUCCUCAUCAGUACAGAGGUGAGGUCCAUUCUCAGAGGGUACUAGCAUAGAUGAAGUGAAAUGACCUAAGAAAGGUGUAGUUGGCUUCAGAUGUCACAGGCUGGCCUAUCACCACAUCCCCCGCCGCCUGGCUCUGGUUCAUUAGGCCCCAUGCUACUUCCUCUGUGCUCUAUUGCAUUAGAUGCCAAAAUUAAAAAUUGGGAGAUUCCACAUAAAAUAAAAUUUUUUGCAUUCUCUUUAGAAGUCAGGACACCUAUGAGCUCCUGGGUCUCUACUCGCAUGGCAGUGGCUUGGCAGUGUGUGUGACCUCUGUGCUCUGCUACGACCCUGCUACUCCUUGGCAUCAUUUUGUAAACAUGCUCCUCCCAGCAGUGCUUUCUAAACCUGCUUGCUCACACCCUUUAGUAGAAAGCAGUAGUGUCGAGUGCUCAGUAUGUGUUCCUCCUGUUGAACUGUGUUCAUGGUCUGCUUGUACUGCUGUGCUGUGUGCACCUGAUCAUACACAAUAAAGAUGAGAAACCA
Phodopus roborovskii (desert hamster) is the source of this 3592-nucleotide messenger RNA. RefSeq names its product FTO alpha-ketoglutarate dependent dioxygenase (gene Fto). The transcript is spliced from 9 exons. Gene Ontology annotation, molecular function: ferrous iron binding; broad specificity oxidative DNA demethylase activity; mRNA N6-methyladenosine dioxygenase activity. NCBI's taxonomy places the organism in Eukaryota, Metazoa, Chordata, Mammalia, Rodentia, Cricetidae. Gene Ontology annotation, biological process: regulation of multicellular organism growth; DNA alkylation repair; RNA repair. The record is from RefSeq and is a predicted model, not a curated record. Bases 88 to 1596 code for a protein of 502 amino acids.